UCAAAAGAAAGAGAGAACGUACAAGAAGAGUGAGAGAGAUAGAGAGAUGGGAAACAGCUUAAGGUGUUGUCUAGCUUGUGUUCUUCCAUGUGGGGCACUAGAUUUGAUCAGGAUCGUUCAUCUAAACGGCUACGUUGAAGAGAUCACACGGUCAAUAACCGCCGGAGAGAUCCUCCAAGCAAACCCUAACCAUGUCUUGAGCAAACCAUGUUCUCAAGGUGUUGUCCGCAAAAUCUUGAUCUUGUCCCCUGAAUCCGAGCUCAAGCGAGGAAGUAUCUAUUUUCUCAUCCCGGACUCUUCCUUGCCGGAGAAGAAAAGGAGGAGAAAAGACGGUCAUAAUCGUCCAAAAAAAACUCUCAUCAACAAACCUAGCGCUGACGUUGGAGACGUUAAAGAAGAUGAUGAAUGUGCCAAGUUGUGUGAGAAGUACUUAGAAGAAGUUGUGUCUUCGACGUCGAGUGGUAAACAACACCGUCAUCGCCGGCGAUAUAGUAGAUCGGCGACAGUAUCCACGUGGAGGCCGCACCUUGAUAGUAUCUCUGAGGAUGUUAAUUAAUUCCUUUUUUCCUUUUUUACCUUUUUUGUUCUUUUUUUUGCUUCUAAAAUUGGUGUUUUUUUUGUCCGGAAGCCGGAUUUUUAUUUCCUAGAGAUUUAUUUUUUACUUUUGUUUUUGGGGAAAUUCUCACGAAAAAAUUAUAUAAUGUGGAUAAGAUCUGAGUUAAAAUGCUGUUGUAAUUUCGAAUCACCAAGAGUCGUUAAUGAGAUUAUUAAUGUGUUUUAUGA
This is a messenger RNA of Brassica oleracea var. oleracea, 783 nucleotides long. RefSeq lists its product as uncharacterized. Lineage: Eukaryota; Viridiplantae; Streptophyta; Magnoliopsida; Brassicales; Brassicaceae. The record is from RefSeq and is a predicted model, not a curated record. The coding region runs from base 47 to 556 and encodes 169 amino acids. The transcript has a single exon.